AUGUUCCUCAAGCGCGCCGCGAGCUCGUUCUCGAUCUCCUCCCACCACUCGACCACCUCCCUCACCGAGGACUCCACACAGUCGUCCUCGACCAACUCCGGCGUCGAAAUCCCCCUCCCGCCAAACUUCUCCCCUCCGACCACUCCGCUGUCGGCCAAAUACUCGUCCUUCACCCUCACCCCCCUGCGCCGGAGCACGAUCGGCAAAGGCGCCACCGCCGUCGUGCGCACAGUCUACGCAAACUUGGACCACAACAAGAUCUACGCCGUCAAGGAAUUCCACAAGAACGGCGGUGCGUACGACAACGAGCAUGAUUACAACGCAAAGCUCGCGGUCGAAUACGAGAUCGUCAAGAAGCUGCGCCACCCAAACAUAGUCCACACCGAAGAGCUCUGUCUCGGCCCGCACUCGCGCUGGUGCCAUGUCAUGGAGUACUGCGCCGGCGGCGACCUCUUUGCGCUCAUCAAGACGCAGACCGAGCCCAUGGCCACGCGCGAGCGCAACUGUCUCUUCAAGCAGCUCCUCCGCGGCGUCGCAUAUCUGCAUUCCGUCGGCGUCGCCCACCGCGACAUCAAGCCCGAGAACCUGCUGCUCACUCCCGACGGCACGCUCAAGAUCUCGGACUUUGGCGUCUCGCACGUCGUGCAGGAGCAUCCUCCUGAUAGCGAGGUCAAACUCUGUACCGCCGUCUGUGGCUCAGAGCCCUACAUCUCUCCUGAAGUGUUCCCGUCUGACGACGACGGCACGGUUCUAUACGACGCGCGAACGCUCGACGUGUGGUCUUGCGCCAUCACCUUCUUCUGCAUCACGUUCGGUGGCCAUCCCUUUGGCAAGGCAGAUAUGACCGACUCGCGCUAUAGAGAGUACGUCGACAAACUCCACAAGUUCUACCUCAAAUACCCCGACGCAGACUUUUCAAUCCCCGACUGGGAAAUCUUCCCCCCUCUCAGGAUGUUGACCCCGUUCAGCAACGGCUGCCGCAAGCUCAUCCUGCGCAUGCUCGAGCCGGAUCCGAAGAAGCGCAUCACCGCCCAACAGGCACUCAACGACCCUUUCGUCAACCGCAUCGAGGUCUGCUGCGAAACCGGCGACAGCGACGCCGAUGCCUCCUGUAGCUGUGUCGACGCCAGUGAUAAGGACUCGCACAAGGCGAUCUCGAAGGCAGCGGUCAGACGAACACAUUGUCAUUUCGCAAACACAAAGAAAAAGCCUUGA
Messenger RNA from Myxozyma melibiosi, 1215 nucleotides. Its product is annotated as kinase-like domain-containing protein. Gene Ontology annotation, cellular component: cytoplasm. The record is from RefSeq and is a predicted model, not a curated record. Gene Ontology annotation, biological process: intracellular signal transduction; protein phosphorylation. Lineage: Eukaryota; Fungi; Ascomycota; Lipomycetes; Lipomycetales; Lipomycetaceae. The coding region runs from base 1 to 1215 and encodes 404 amino acids. Gene Ontology annotation, molecular function: ATP binding; protein serine/threonine kinase activity. The transcript has a single exon.